Dissoconium aciculare CBS 342.82 is the source of this 1905-nucleotide messenger RNA. RefSeq lists its product as uncharacterized. The coding region runs from base 1 to 1905 and encodes 634 amino acids. NCBI's taxonomy places the organism in Eukaryota, Fungi, Ascomycota, Dothideomycetes, Mycosphaerellales, Dissoconiaceae. The record is from RefSeq and is a predicted model, not a curated record. The transcript has a single exon.
AUGGCACAACAGCAGCAGCAACGGCCGAUCGUCCCUCGCCAGCACUCCGCUCCACCCAACGCCACCGAGGCCGUUCAUGUUCCUCCGGCACCGCGUCACCGGGCCAUCGAGGCUUCACAGGAAUGGAUUCUGUUCUCGCCCGCGCAGGAUGAAGAGGCCAGCGUCACCGCCACACACACCUCCCACACGCCACGGACAGCAACACACAUCUCGGACUUCGGCGGUUCCCUAGAGACACAUGUGAGGUCGCAAAUCCAGCGCAGCGAUGCCUCCACCGGCGUCCGCAUCGACACCAUCAGCGACGCGGGCGACGACCUCGACGGAGACGAUGCCGAGGAGCUGGACAGCCUGGACGAUGGACUCUACGCUUUUCACCAUCCCUACUCCGCGACUUCGUUACCCCAUCUCGAUGCCAGUGGUGGCGCGGUCCUGCCCACACACGACGGGUUCGGCACAUUUCCUUCCGGCCAGGAUCUCCAAGAGCAAUUGUGGCAAUUCGAGCGAUACAACCCACGGAGGCGCACCGGACGGCAGGCGCCGCGGAGGAGCAGCGCACAGCGGAAACCCGAGGCCGUCGAGGAGGAAGAGACUCAACAGAUAGACCUCGGGGGUGUCGUGACUGAAGAUGACCGCACGGCCCGGGUGGAGAAGUGGCGACUAGAUCAGAGUCGAGCGGUCCUGGAGGAGAUCGAAAGAGAGACGAGGAGGAUGAGACGGCGGGUGGCCCGCAUGAAUUCCGCACCAGGGACGGAGAGCAUAUUGCGGGCGUCGGCCGCGUCGUCACGUCACCCCGCAGCCCCGGAGGCCUCGACGCCGCCCGACGGGGAGUCAUUUUGGCGCCGGAUCACGCGACGUGUCAUUCGGGACCUGAUCGGACUUGACGAGAGUGCCCUCUCGGUCAUCUUCGGUGAGACCUUCGUUCAGGAUGACGAGUCGAGCACAUUCGCCACACGGCGAGAGAUCGACCCCGAGUCGAUCGACGCCACCCCUACACAACGAUCACCGCUCGCCGAUGCCCUAGACGCCUCCACUCGAGCGUCGCGCCGAGCGGAAUCCUGGGAGCUCAGGCUCCUCGACACCAUCGCCCGAGAGCUCGGUAUCUUGGUCCAUCAGCUGUCAGAUCACAACAACGAAGGGGCCUUCAGCACGUACAAGCGUAUGCAAGCGAUGCCCUUGGAAUAUGCCGGCAUGAAGAUCCCCCGACAGCCGUCGCUUCGAUCGACCCGUCGCCCAGCUCCCGGUCAGGUCGCGACGGGGGACGAGCCGGCCUCGGAUGCGCUCUUCGUUCCGACCGUCCCACAGGACGUCCUCACCCCGGACACCGAACCCGGUGACACAUCCCUGUGGGGCAUCGAAGAGGAGCCGGAGGACGGCGGCGACACGAGCCGCGAGCGCGAAUACUGGGAGCAGGAAGUCGACAUCAAGAUGAUCUUCAACUAUCUCAAACGUCGCUUCUCCGUCGGGCCCUCGACAUCACCACCCCCUGCAUCCGCCACAUCCGCCGCGCGGCUCCCGCACCCCAACGGACCGAUCCUGCCUCCUUCCUGGGCCGCCGCCUCCAACUCCGCCGGCCUGGCCGCCUCGUCCCUCUCGACCGCCGAGUCCGUCCGCCGCGCCGAGGUCAUCCGCCGCCACCACCCGCUCGUCUCGCGCGCCGCGGCCAAGCAGCAACAGCACCAGAGUUCCGUGCUCCGCCGGCACCACGCCCUGCAGAGACGCGCCAUCAUCGGAGGCGGGCUCGCAUCUGGCGGCGGCGGUGGUGGCAGCAGCAGCUGCGCCAGCCAGAGCACCAAGAGGAGCCGCACCGCGAGCUCGAGGCACUACUGGGGCAGCGUCAGCGGGCGCAGCGCCGGCGGAGCCGCGGGCACGGGCGGUGGGGCUUUGGGCAAUUGGGGAGAAGUAUGA